Alosa sapidissima (American shad) is the source of this 1629-nucleotide messenger RNA. RefSeq names its product zinc-binding protein A33-like. The transcript has 6 exons. Lineage: Eukaryota; Metazoa; Chordata; Actinopteri; Clupeiformes; Clupeidae. Bases 80 to 1567 code for a protein of 495 amino acids. Gene Ontology annotation, molecular function: zinc ion binding; protein binding. The record is from RefSeq and is a predicted model, not a curated record.
AGCCAGAGGCGAAUAAAAGGCAGAGACUGAGAGCUAUUAGAACAACAUCAAAGGAGAGAUUCCUGCCUGUUAGGUGGAGAUGGCCUCCAGAACUUCACUCUCCGAGGAGGAUUUCUCCUGCCCGGUGUGCUGUGACAUCUACCGGGACCCUAUCAUACUCCUGUGCAGCCACAGCUUUUGUCGAGUCUGUCUGCAGCAGUUCUGGAAACAGAAGGGGAUCCGCGAAUGUCCCGUGUGCAGGAUGAGGUCGUCCAGGUCUGCACCAGCCACUAACCUGGUCUUGAAGAACCUGUGCGAGGCUCUCUUGCAGGAGAGGGGUCAGAGAACUUUGGAGGUGCACUUGAAGCCGGAGGCCCAUGGCAAGUUUGCAGUGGGAGCCGAGACGUUGCCCAUAAAAUCCUUGGGCGGGCCAGAGGCACUGUGCAGCAUACACAGCGAGAAACUCAAGCUCUUUUGCCUGGAGGACAAGCAGCCUGUCUGUGUGGUAUGCCGCGACUCAAAAAAGCACAAUAAUCAUGCCUUUCAACCUAUUGAUGAGGCAGCUCUGGAUCUCAAGGAGGAGAUUAAGCACAAACUGAAGCCCUUACAGGAGAAUCUAAAGACCUACAGAGAAGCUAAACUGUUGUUUGACCAAACAGCAAAACACAUAAAGUGUCAGGCCAAAGACGUAGAGAGGCAGAUUAAGGAGGAGUUUGAGAGGCUUCAUCAGUUUUUACGGGACGAGGAGUCUGCCAGAAUGGCUGUGCUGAAGGAGGAAGAGGAGUUCAAAAGCCAGAUGAUGAAGAAAAAGACAGUGGAGAUCAGCAAAGAAAUACAGAGUCUCUUAGACAUCAUUAAGGCUAUUGAAAAAUAUAUGGAUGGGGAAGACAUCACAUUCCUUAAGAACUACAGUGUCAUAAUGAAGCAAGUCCCGUUUACACUCCCGGAUCCAGAGCCAGUCCCAGAAACACUAGUCAACAUGGCAAAUUAUCUUGGUAACCUGCGGUUCAGAAUCUGGGAGAAGAUGAAAGACAUAGUUCAGUACAGCCCCGUGACUCUAGACCCAAACACAGCUAACCCGUGCAUCUUCCUCUCUGAGGAUCUGACCACCCUCCGCUACAAGGACAAAGGCCAGCUGCUCCCCGACAACCCGGAGAGGUUUGACUACUGGGAGUUUGUGCUGGGGUCUGAGGGCUUUGCCUCCGGGAGCCACUGCUGGGAAGUGGAGGUGGGGGACAGCACACUUUGGGCCCUGGGGGUGACCAGCGAGUCCGUGCAGCGUAAGGGUGAGGCACUGUUCAAGAGCGCCGUGUGGGGUGUGGGCUACUACAACGGAGAGUACGGGGCCAGCUCCUCCGUGGAGCCCCCGACUCCGCUCACAGUGACCCCCAAGCUCCAGAGGAUUCGUGUACAGCUGGACUGGGACAAGGGGUUGGUGGCGUUCUCUGACCCUGUUAGUAACACGCCUCUGCACACGUUCACUCACACCUUCACGGAGAGAGUGUUUCCAUACUUCAGUAAUUACUGUGAGCUUUGUCCCCUGAAGAUCAUACCAUUGGAUGUUUCUGUAGCAAUGCAGCCACAAUGAUAAUGUGCUUUAAUGUAUACUAUACUGUCACUGGUAGGUGUGUGAGCUUACAGUACAUAAUU